CUACUUCUUUAGCCUGCAUUCAGCAUUUCAUCCGUCAACCAUUCCCUGCCUGCCGCCAUCGAGUACGCGGCUAUCCUUAACCGUACUACUGAGAUCUCAGCAGCGGGAAUUUGUACUCGAAAGCCGGCGCCCAUAGUGCUGAGAAAUUGGCUUGGAGAUCAAUCCCCUCCCGCUGCGACGAUGCCGCCGAAGCGCAAGGCGCCGCCCGGGCAGGCGGGCGCGGCCAAGGCAGGGCGGGCAUCUGCCAUGUCGACCCCCGGCCCGGCGACUCCGCGUAGCCUUGACAGCUCGGUGAUGUCGGACGGCGAUGAGGACUUUGACGAAGACGUGUCCGAAGAGCAAAGGGAGCGCGAGGCGAUGCUUUCCAAGGAGGCCGAUGAGUUCGUCAGCAAGUUCACGCUGGGGGGCAAGCGCCUUCAAGGGCAGAAGGACGACAUCGGGAGGGAAGUCAGGCGAUAUGACGCCGCGUCGCCCUUUUUUAGAAAGCGGGAUUUUUCCCACCUUCCGCUCAAGCCCGAUCAUCAGAACCGCCCGUUAUGGAUCGACCCGGACAGCUGCACCAUCGUUCUCGAGCGGUUCAAUCCGCUGGCCGAGCAGGCCACCGAUUUCCUCAUCACUAUCGCUGAGCCCAAGUCGCGCCCUACUUUCCUGCACGAGUAUGCUCUGACGCCGCACAGCCUGUACGCGGCCGUGUCGGUGGGCUUGCGACCGAAAGAUAUCAUCAACACGUUGGAGCGUUUCCUAAAGACCUCGCUGCCUGAUAUCGUUCGCAAAAAAAUUGAAGAUCACACAAGGAGUUUUGGCAAGGUGAAGUUAGUCCUCAAGCACAACAAAUAUUACGUAGAGAGCGCGGACGCCGAGGUGCUGCAGACCCUCCUCAAGGACAAGGUGAUCGGGGCGCUCCGCGUCCAAGGGUCCGGCGACAUCACCACCAGCUAUGCGCCUACCAUGGGUGGUCUCGUCAUCCCGGGGACGCAGAACGCUGCCGGCGUCCACCAGGCAGAUCUGAAGCCGGGUGAGAAGAAGCCUGGCGAGGGUAGCAACGUCCCCAACGAGGCGGACCUCUUCACCGCUCUAAAUGAAGAAGAUGACGAUGACGAUAAAGAAGCCGUCCAUUCGUUUGAGAUCUCCGAUGCCAAUGUCGAGACCGUCCAGAAACGCUGUCUCGACAUCGGCUACCCCAUCUUGGAAGAAUAUGACUUCAGAAAUGACGACGUAAACCCGAAUCUGGAGAUUGACCUUCGCCCCAACACCCAGAUCCGCCCGUAUCAGGAGAAGAGCCUGAGCAAGAUGUUCGGCAACGGCCGCGCCAAGAGCGGCAUCAUCGUCCUGCCGUGCGGCGCGGGCAAGACGCUGGUCGGCAUUACUGCUGCUUGCACCAUCAAGAAGGGGGUCAUCGUCCUGUGUACCAGCUCCAUGUCUGUCGUGCAGUGGCGCCAGGAAUUCCUCAAGUGGUCCAACAUCAACCCGGACGAUAUCGCCAUCUUUACUGCCGAGAGCAAGCAAAAGUUUUCCGGCAGCACCGGUAUCAUCGUCACCACGUACUCCAUGGUCACCAACAGCCGGGAGCGGUCUCACGAUUCCAAGAAGAUGAUGGACUUUUUGAGAGGCCGCGAAUGGGGCCUGAUGCUCCUGGAUGAGGUCCACGUCGUCCCGGCCGAGAUGUUCCGGCGCGUCAUCUCGUCCAUCAAGUCGCACUCUAAGCUUGGACUCACGGCGACGCUUCUACGCGAAGAUGACAAGAUCUCCCAUCUUAACUUCCUCAUCGGCCCCAAGCUUUACGAAGCUAACUGGAUGGAGCUGUCGCAGCAGGGCCACAUCGCCAAGGUGCAAUGCGCCGAGGUUUGGUGCCCUAUGCCGACCGAGUUCUACGACGAGUAUCUCCGUGCGAACGCGCGCAUGAAGCGCACCCUCUACGCCAUGAAUCCGCGCAAGUUCCAGGCCUGCCAAUACCUGAUCAACUAUCACGAAGCUCGUGGCGACAAGAUUAUCGUCUUUUCGGACGAGCUUUACUCCCUCAAACAGUACGCCCUCAAGCUCAAGAAGGUCUUUAUCUACGGCGGCACCUCCCAGGCGGAGCGCAUGCAAGUCCUCGAGAACUUCCAGCACAACCCCGAAGUCAACACCCUGUUCCUCUCCAAGAUUGGCGAUACCUCCCUCGAUCUGCCAGAGGCGACCUGCCUGAUCCAGAUCUCGUCCCACUUUGGCUCCCGCCGUCAGGAGGCCCAGCGGCUGGGCCGCAUCCUCCGCGCCAAGCGCCGCAACGACGAAGGGUUUAACGCCUUCUUCUACUCGCUGGUCUCCAAAGACACCCAGGAGAUGUACUACUCCUCCAAGCGCCAGGCCUUCCUCGUCGACCAGGGCUACGCCUUCAAGGUCAUCACGCAGCUGGCCAAUAUCGAGAAGACGCCCGACCUGGCGUUUGCCACCCCUCAGGAGUGCCGCGAGCUGCUGCAGCGCACGCUGGUCGACAACGAGCGCGGCGUCGAGGACGACGUCGAGACGGACGAUCUGUUCGGUAAGACCGGUCGGAGUCGCGGCGCCGGUUCCGGGAACGGCGUGAAGAAACCCGGCAACGGGGUGCGCCGGACUGCGGGGAUGCUCAGCGAGCUUGCCGGUGGGCAGGACAUGGCAUAUAUCGAGCAGAACAAGGCGGCAAACAAGGCGCUCAAGGCGAAGGCGAAGAAGGGCGCUGGCAGCGAAGGGCAGAGCAAGUUUUUCAAGAGCAUCCAGAGGGAGAAGGAAAAGGCCCGGGCUCGGGCUGGGUUAUGAUGAGGCCACUGUUCUUGUUUAUUAUUGUCCUCUCUCAAGGCCGAAUGUUGGUAAAUUUGGUUGUUUCGAGCCAUCAGCUCGCAGACACGGUGCGCCCGCCCUGCCUUUCAGGAAUAAGGAAGGGGGGGGGGGGGGGGGUUGGAUCUUGUAUAACAGUGGAAACGGGUCACAGUACCCUCUCAGGGUUGGGGAGGCUUUGACAAAACCGGCGUUAAUAGAACGGGCUAACGGUGGCGAGGGUAGCUAGUGCAAGUCAUUACAAGGCGCAUGGCUCUGAGAGCCAUGAGAAUGAUGUAGAUGGCCGAGUGUUUAAAUCCGUCGGCCAUGCUUCGUUAGGAUCAAUUUGGUUCCCCCCCAUAUACCACCACAUACCAAUACUU
Molecule: messenger RNA, 3152 nt
Organism: Thermothelomyces thermophilus ATCC 42464
Lineage: Eukaryota; Fungi; Ascomycota; Sordariomycetes; Sordariales; Chaetomiaceae
Exons: 1
Coding region: 181-2772 (863 amino acids)
Biological process (GO): nucleotide-excision repair; transcription initiation at RNA polymerase II promoter
Cellular component (GO): transcription preinitiation complex; transcription factor TFIIH holo complex; nucleotide-excision repair factor 3 complex
Molecular function (GO): 3'-5' DNA helicase activity; hydrolase activity; ATP binding
Source: RefSeq, a predicted model, not a curated record